AUGCAGCUACUCGCCUUCCUGGCCACAGUCACUCUUUUGGCAGUCCUAUCCUCAGCAGCCGUGAUCCCUCGACCACAACACGAGCUCCGCUCACUCUUCAACGCAAGCCUCCAAGACCAUAUCCAAAGCCGUCGAGACAACAUCCAAACCAAUCAACUCCCAGCCGGCGCAGUGCUCAACCAAUGCACCGUCCCAGGCACAGUGGCCCUAACAUUCGACGACGGUCCUUACAUCUACACUCCCCAACUCCUAGACACCCUAUCCGCCCACCAUGCAGUCGCAACCUUUUUCCUAAACGGCGUGAACAAAGGCAGCAUCGCAGCCUUCCCAGACCUCGUCCGCCGAACCCUGGCCGAAGGUCACCAACUCGGUUCCCACACAUGGGGCCACCUCUCGCUCCCCAGCCUCCCGUACCCGUCGAUCCUCGACCAAAUGAUCUCCCUCGAAGACUCGCUCUCCGCUCUUUUGGGGUUCUACCCAACAUACAUGCGCUUCCCGUACCUGCAGUACGACGGCGUGUCCCUAGCUGCGAUGGCGGAGCUAGGGUAUAGGGUCAUCGGCGCGAGUGUCGAUACGAAAGACUACGAAAAUGAUGACCCUGGGCUGAGCUGGCGCAGUUUCGAGAAGUUUAAAACGGAGCUCAAUGCUGGUGGGACGAUUGUGUUGGCGCAUGAUUCUCAUCAGACGACCGCGGAGGUAUUGGUUGAUAACAUGCUUGCGGAGAUUGAGAGGAGGGGGUUAAAGAUGGUUACGGUUGGGGAGUGUCUUGGGGAACCGGCUGAGUUUUGGUAUCGGCAGGGUCGUUGA
This is a messenger RNA of Penicillium cinerascens, 807 nucleotides long. RefSeq names its product chitin deacetylase. The transcript has 3 exons. Gene Ontology annotation, biological process: carbohydrate metabolic process. The coding region runs from base 1 to 807 and encodes 268 amino acids. The record is from RefSeq and is a predicted model, not a curated record. Gene Ontology annotation, molecular function: hydrolase activity, acting on carbon-nitrogen (but not peptide) bonds. Lineage: Eukaryota; Fungi; Ascomycota; Eurotiomycetes; Eurotiales; Aspergillaceae.